Molecule: messenger RNA, 951 nt
Organism: Myodes glareolus (Bank vole)
Lineage: Eukaryota; Metazoa; Chordata; Mammalia; Rodentia; Cricetidae
Gene: Iqcf6
Product: IQ motif containing F6
Molecular function (GO): calmodulin binding
Source: RefSeq, a predicted model, not a curated record
GACUUGACAGAGGAGUUUAGGGAAGAAAAGGCAGAAGCCCGCUCUAAUCAAAGCUAAGAAAUGUGGACAAAAAUACACAUUUUUUUUUUGUUUUCCAUUGCCUAGCGCCCUCCCAGGAGCCCUGAUACUGAAGCCUCCCCACACCUCCAAUGGCUCUGAGGACCUUUAACUAUGUUGUAUGGCUCCCCACUGCUACCAGCAGGUGGAGAGGAGUCUGAGAAGUAACUGAAGGCACAGAAAACAGUCCACCCUAAGCAUGGGAGGACAUGAAUAGAGCGCCCAGUCCAGAAGGAAGCAAGGCUGUGGUUAAAAUGCAGGCAGACAGGGCCUGAGGAGAAAGCUCCUGUGCAGAUGGGCGGAGUCUAAUGAUGGCAUGUGACUAAUAGUUGAGGGUGGGGCUGAAAACUAGGGAAGCCUAAAUGACAGGUGAGGGGACUGUAAAGACCAAGGCCAUGGACGUACAAACUGUGAGCUCAGCCCUUUCAGAAGAGAACCCCCUGGCAGAUGAGCAGUGUGUAAAGUUAGAGAAGACAGCCAUAAAGAUUCAGUCAUGGUGGCGGGGCAACGUGGUCCGACGAACACUACUGCAUGCGGCACUUGGAGCUUGGGCCAUACAGUGCUGGUGGAGGUCGGUGCAAACCAAGAUGCUGGAGCAAAGACGGUCCUUGGCACUAAAACUCUAUACCUGCCAGGAAUGGGCAGUGGUGAAGAUGCAGGCACACGUUCGCAUGUGGCAGACCCGCAGACGAUUCCUCCAGGCACGCCAAGCAGCCCGCAUCAUCCAGUCUCACUGGCGCUGGCAUGCCAGUCAAACCCGAGGCGUGAUCCGGGGUCACUAUGAGGUCAAAGCCAGCCGGCUGGAGAUUGACAUCGAAAUUCUUAUGACCUAGGGUGCUGGCAAAGCCAUGGGGGUCUGGAUCUCCCUCCCAAUAAAGACACUUACUGACCAUA